AUGACAAGAACAACACCCUCCAACCAUGAUAAACCCAUCGACAAUGCGGCCGACUGUAGGCCAGUGUCGAGCUGGCAUACUAUCAGCAGCUGUGACUUCGCAGCGAACGAGUCUCGGUCUCCUAGCUCGACACAUUCGACCCCUCUACCGUCCCUCCCAAAGAUGGAUCGAACAGCGAAAGCCCAUUCGAUCUCAACUCACGGCACCCGUCCCCCUACCGAAACGAAUCGUCCGUCCCACCCCCCCACAUCCGAAUACACCACACCCGUAACCCCCCUCCCAUACGCAGACCUCACAAUCGGCGUAGUUCGCGAGACGUACCUCACCGAAAAACGCGUAGCUCUCACGCCCGCCAACGCAGCCCUCCUGCUCAAAAAGGGCUUUAAGCGCGUGCUGGUCGAGCGCGGCGCUGGCACAGACGCACAGUUCCCGGACACGGCGUACGAGAAAGCCGGCGUCACUCUAGCAGAAAUGAAGACGGUGUGGACGGAGAGUGAUAUUUUGCUAAAGGUCAGGGCGCCCAGUUUUGAGGGCAGUGUUAGUGAGGUUGAUCUGUUGAGGGAGGGGACCACAUUGAUAUCGUUUUUGUAUCCGGCGCAGAAUGGGGCGUUGGUGGAGAAGUUGGCGAGUAGGGGCACGACAACUUUUGCUAUGGAUAUGAUACCCAGAAUUUCAAGGGCGCAAGUCUUUGAUGCGCUGAGAUCAUUUUGGGAGAAUGAUGACAGCUCAAACGACGGCUGCGGGAUUCCUCCAUGCAAGGUUCUUGUAAUUGGAGCUGGUGUCGCAGGUCUAAGUGCCAUUGGCCAGGCUAAACGCAUGGGCGCCAUUGUACGAGGAUUCGAUACCCGUUCAGCAGCCCGUGAGCAAGUGCAAUCCCUUGGAGGCGAAUUUAUUGAAGUAGAGAUCGAGGAAGACGGCUCAGGGGGCGGAGGAUAUGCAAAAGUGAUGUCAAAGGAAUUCAUCGAAGCCGAAAUGAAACUCUUCUUAGAGCAAUGCCGAGAAGUAGACAUCGUGAUUACUACCGCUCUGAUUCCUGGGAGACCUGCCCCAAAGUUGAUCACGGAAGAGAUGAUUUUGGCCAUGAAGCCAGGCUCGAUUAUUGUUGAUCUCGCUGCCGAGAAUGGUGGAAACUGUAUAAAAACUGUUCCGGGACAACUCGUUGAGCAUAACGGAGUCAAGAUUAUUGGCUACACGGAUCUUCCUUCUCGACUUUCGACACAAUCAUCGACUCUCUACUCUAACAACAUCACCAAAUUUCUCCUCUCCAUAUCACCGGAAGACAAGAUCUUUGGUGUCGACUUAAAAGAUGAGGUAGUCCGCGGCUCGAUUGUCACUUACAAAGGUGGCAUAGUUCCCACAGCUCCACGACCAGCACCUCCACCUACUCCCGCUCAGCCUACCCAGCCACUUCCUGAUGCUGCAGCUGCAGCUCUAGCUAUCACGCCGUGGCAGAAGACUACACGAGAAGUAGCAACGGUCACGGGAGGGAUGGGACUUGCUGUAGCGCUGGGAAAGGCGACCGGUCCGCUCUUUAUGGGUAAUGUAUUUACGGCUGCUCUGGCUGGACUUAUUGGGUAUAGAACUGUAUGGGGUGUUGCACCUGCGCUUCAUUCGCCGCUUAUGAGUGUCACGAAUGCCAUCUCUGGAAUGGUUGGUAUUGGUGGCUUCUUCAUCAUGGGUGGAGGGAUUCUGCCACAUACAAUUCCGCAACUCUUGGGAUCGUUGUCUGUUCUGCUGGCUUUCGUGAACGUCUCCGGUGGAUUUGUGAUUACGAAGCGAAUGUUGGAUAUGUUCAAGCGCCGCGACGAUCCUCCCGAAUAUCCAUGGCUGUACGCAAUUCCUGGAACUGUGUUCGGGGCAGGUUACAUUGCAGCUGCGAGCACCGGUAUGGCAGGUCUAGUGCAAGCUGGUUACUUGGCUAGUAGUUUACUGUGCAUUGGUUCGCUUUCUGGAUUGGCAUCUCAAACUACUGCUCGACAGGGAAAUAUUCUCGGUAUAUUAGGUGUCGGCUCUGGCAUUCUUGCAUCUCUUGCUGCAGUUGGCUUUCCACCGCAGGUAUUAAUGCAAUUCGCCGGUGUAGCUGGUUUUGGCAGUAUUAUUGGAUUGCUCAUCGGUCGACGAAUUACAGCUACCGUACUUCCUCAGACAGUUGCCGCCUUGCAUUCAGUCGUCGGUCUAGCUGCCGUCUUGACCAGCAUCGGCAGUGUGAUGGCACAUAUCGGGGAUAUCUCCAUGUUACAUCUAGUGUCGGGAUAUUUGGGAGUCUUAAUCGGUGGCGUUACAUUUACCGGUUCGAUUGUAGCUUUUAUGAAGCUUGGAGGUCGAAUGUCUUCCAAACCUAUUAGACUUCCCGGACCUCGUCACGCACUCAACUCUUCGUUAUUAGGUCUUAAUGUGGCUACUUUUGGCACCUUCUUGGCUAUGGCACCCGGAGCACCGAUGAUCGCUGCUGGAUGUUUGGCUGGAAAUGCGGCGUUGAGCUUCUUCAAGGGUUAUACUACGACUGCGGCGAUUGGUGGUGCCGAUAUGCAUAUGAGCGUGAUUGCUAACAUGUCCACAGCUGUUGUCAUCACCGUCUUAAAUGCCUAUUCAGGAUUCGCCUUAGUCGCUGAAGGUUUCAUGCUCGACAACCCUCUCCUCACAACAGUCGGCUCACUCAUUGGCGUCAGCGGCUCCAUCCUCUCCUACAUCAUGUGCGUAGCUAUGAACCGCAGCAUAACCAACGUCCUCUUCGGCGGAAUCGCACCCGUCGCAAACGAAGACUACAAAAUGGAAGGUAGCAUCACCAAAACCAACAUCGAGGAAACAGCCGACGCACUAGCAACAGCCGAGAGCGUGAUCAUAGUUGUUGGCUACGGCAUGGCCGUUGCGAAAGCGCAGUAUGCGAUUAGUGAGAUUACGAGAAUGCUGCGGAACAAGAGGGUCAAGGUUCGCUUUGCUAUCCAUCCCGUUGCUGGGAGGAUGCCGGGACAGUGUAAUGUGCUGUUGGCAGAGGCGAAUGUGCCUUAUGAUAUUGUCCUCGAAAUGGACGAAAUCAACGACGACUUCAGUGACACGGACCUCACACUCGUGAUCGGCGCGAACGAUACCGUGAACCCUAUUGCGCUGGAACCUGGAUCUAGCAUUGCGGGGAUGCCGGUCUUGCAUGCGUGGAAGAGUAAGCAGGUUAUUGUUAUGAAGAGGGGUAUGAGUAGUGGUUAUGCCGAUGUACCGAACCCCAUGUUCUUCAUGCCAGGCACGAAGAUGCUCUUUGGCGACGCCAAGGAUUCGUGUGAUGCUAUCAAGGCGGCGUUGGAGGGGAGGAAUAAGCGGUUUGACGUGUGA
Lachnellula hyalina is the source of this 3324-nucleotide messenger RNA. RefSeq names its product NAD(P) transhydrogenase, mitochondrial (gene NNT). The coding region runs from base 1 to 3324 and encodes 1107 amino acids. Gene Ontology annotation, molecular function: NADP binding; NAD binding. NCBI's taxonomy places the organism in Eukaryota, Fungi, Ascomycota, Leotiomycetes, Helotiales, Lachnaceae. Gene Ontology annotation, cellular component: mitochondrial inner membrane. The transcript is spliced from 14 exons. Gene Ontology annotation, biological process: NADPH regeneration. The record is from RefSeq and is a predicted model, not a curated record.